Molecule: messenger RNA, 1475 nt
Organism: Erinaceus europaeus (western European hedgehog)
Lineage: Eukaryota; Metazoa; Chordata; Mammalia; Eulipotyphla; Erinaceidae
Gene: PDHB
Product: pyruvate dehydrogenase E1 subunit beta
Exons: 10
Coding region: 77-1156 (359 amino acids)
Biological process (GO): pyruvate decarboxylation to acetyl-CoA
Molecular function (GO): pyruvate dehydrogenase (acetyl-transferring) activity
Source: RefSeq, a predicted model, not a curated record
UGGCUGAGAAGGCAGGGCCUUAUACGUCUGCACGCUGCUGUGUUGUCAUUCGCAGUGGGUAGAGGACGCGGUCAAGAUGGCGGCAGUGUCUGGUCUGGUGCGGAGACCCCUCCAGCAGGUCUCUGGGAUUCUAAGGAGGUGUUUCCAUCGGACGGCGCCGGCGGCCCUGCAGGUGACAGUUCGUGAUGCCAUAAAUCAAGGUAUGGAUGAGGAGCUGGAAAGAGAUGAGAAGGUAUUUCUGCUUGGGGAAGAAGUUGCUCAGUAUGAUGGUGCAUACAAGGUUAGUCGAGGCCUUUGGAAGAAAUAUGGAGAUAAGAGGAUCAUAGACACUCCCAUAUCUGAGAUGGGCUUUACUGGAAUUGCUGUUGGUGCAGCUAUGGCUGGGUUGCGGCCUAUUUGUGAAUUUAUGACCUUCAACUUCUCCAUGCAAGCCAUUGACCAAGUUAUAAACUCAGCUGCCAAGACCUACUACAUGUCAGGGGGCCUUCAGAGUGUGCCCAUAGUCUUUAGGGGCCCCAAUGGUGCUUCAGCAGGUGUAGCUGCUCAACACUCACAGUGCUUUGCUGCCUGGUAUGGGCACUGCCCAGGCUUAAAGGUGGUCAGCCCCUGGAAUUCAGAGGAUGCCAAGGGACUUAUUAAAUCAGCCAUUCGAGAUAACAAUCCAGUGGUGAUGUUAGAGAAUGAAUUGAUGUAUGGUGUUCCUUUUGAACUGUCCUCGGAAGCUCAGUCAAAAGAUUUUCUGGUUCCUAUUGGAAAAGCCAAAAUAGAAAGGCCAGGGAUAAAUGUAACUGUUGUUUCCCAUUCAAGACCUGUGGGCCACUGCUUAGAAGCUGCAACAGUACUAUCUAAAGAGGGGAUUGAAUGUGAGGUGAUAAAUAUGCGUACCAUCAGACCACUGGACAUGGAAACAAUAGAAACCAGCGUCAUGAAAACAAAUCAUCUUGUAACUGUGGAGGGAGGCUGGCCACAGUUUGGAGUAGGAGCUGAAAUUUGUGCCCGGAUUAUGGAAGGUCCUGCAUUCAACUUCCUGGAUGCUCCUGUAGUUCGUGUCACUGGUGCUGAUGUCCCUAUGCCUUAUGCAAAGAUCCUAGAAGACAACUGUGUACCUCAGGUUAAAGACAUCAUAUUUGCAAUUAAGAAAACAUUAAAUAUGUAAUUUAGAUGUUCAAGUCAUUGGGAUUUACUUAAAAUAUAUGCUGACUCUACCUGGAUUAUACUGUAAGACCUUGUAAUUCGUAAAGUUAUCUUUAAAGCAACAACACAGCAGUUUUUGUAUUGGGAAGAAGUUUAAAUGUGCAUAUCUGUGGAAAAACUCUCCAAUCCUACCCUCAGCCCCAUUUUUUUUUUUUAAUGUUACAGUUGCCAUGCUCUUUGAAUAAGACUAAUGUUAAAACUUGACUCUCUUAUUAGGACAAGAAUAUGGCAUUCUUGACAAAAGAUAACUUAUAUGUAAAAAAUAAAAAGCUUAUAAUACA